GCAAACAACAUGGCGAAAGCCAGGGAAAAGAGUGGCGGCAGCGGGAAGAAAAGCUUGAAAAGGAAAGCCGCUAUGGAAGAGCCUCAAGAGGAUGCAGUACCUGGAGACGGGGCGAUAGAAGGCGGGGUCCAACCCCCGAAAGCCACUGCCUUCCCCCCCGGCUUCAGCAUUUCGGAGAUUAAGAACAAGCAGCGGCGACACUUAAUGUUCACGCGGUGGAAACAGCAGCAGCGGAAGGAAAAGUUGGCUGCUAAGAAAAAACUUAAAAAAGAGAGAGAAGCUCUUGGUGAUAAGGCUCCACCAAAACCUGUACCCAAGACCAUUGACAACCAACGAGUCUAUGAUGAAACUACAGUAGACCCUAAUGAUGAAGAGGUUGCUUAUGAUGAAGCUACUGAUGAAUUUGCUCCUUACUUCAACAGAGAAACUUCUCCCAAGAUUCUCAUCACAACAUCAGAUAGACCUCAUGGGAGAACAGUAAGACUCUGUCACCAGCUCUCAACGGUUAUACCCAACUCCCAUGUUUACUACAGAAGAGGACUGGCUCUGAAAAAGAUUAUUCCACAGUGCAUCUCAAGAGACUUCACAGAUCUAAUCGUGAUUCAUGAAGAUCGUAAGAUACCAAAUGGACUUAUUUUGAGUCACUUGCCAAAUGGCCCAACUGCUCAUUUUAAAAUGAGCAGUGUUCGUCUUCGAAAAGAAAUUAAGAGAAGGGGCAAGGACCCCACAGAACAUGUACCCGAAAUAAUUCUGAAUAAUUUUACAACAAGGCUGGGUCAUUCAAUUGGACGUAUGUUUGCUUCUCUCUUUCCCCAUAAUCCUCAAUUUAUUGGAAGACAGGUUGCCACAUUCCACAAUCAGCGCGAUUACAUUUUCUUCAGAUUUCAUAGAUACAUAUUCAAGAGUGAAAAGAAAGUAGGAAUUCAGGAACUUGGACCACGUUUUACCUUAAAAUUAAGAUCUCUUCAGAAAGGAACAUUUGAUUCUAAAUAUGGCGAGUAUGAAUGGGUCCAUAAGCCCCGGGAAAUGGAUACAAGCCGAAGAAAAUUCCAUUUAUGAAGUACUGUAGCAAUCAAUAGUACUGGAUUUUGUUGAACAGGCCUAUCUUGAACUUGGUAAAUUCUUUGUGAGAGAACACCCCUCUCAAAAUGGCAUUUAGUGACUUAUUGAACUUUCUUUCAUAUCUGAACAGAUGUCCCAAGUGCCAUGAAUUGCUACUCUGUAUGUAUUAAAUACAAAUAAAAGUGUUAAGAGCUUAGAAGUUUUGAGUUAGGUUUCACCAUUUGUUUUAUUUGGGGGUAGUUUUGGAAUCAAGUCUCAGAUUAAUUUUCCUGUUUGCAUUUUCAGAAUAUAUGGGCUGAGAGAUAUAACAGGAAUGAGAUACCAUGUAACCUCUGAUUUAAUAAAUUCAUGUUACACCCUAAGAGUCUAGCACACAAUUUAACUAAAAUUGAGGCCAGAUUUCCUUAAGCUUUUCAGAAGGGUCAAAGUUUAAAGCAAAAUGUUUUAUUGGGACUUAAAGCAAAGAUCCAGAUUCCUGAAGCUAAAGUUUGCCUUUUCUUGCUCCUAUUUACCUAAUUGCAUGGCAUUAUAAUACAUUCCACUCAGGCUGGCCUUGAACUCACUAUGUAGCCCAGCUUAGCCGAAUUGGCAGCAAUCCUCUUGC
This is a messenger RNA of Fukomys damarensis (Damara mole-rat), 1666 nucleotides long. It is a transcript of the gene Rpf1, whose product is annotated as ribosome production factor 1 homolog. Gene Ontology annotation, cellular component: nucleolus; preribosome, large subunit precursor. The transcript has 9 exons. Gene Ontology annotation, biological process: maturation of 5.8S rRNA; maturation of LSU-rRNA. Gene Ontology annotation, molecular function: rRNA primary transcript binding. Bases 10 to 1059 code for a protein of 349 amino acids. Lineage: Eukaryota; Metazoa; Chordata; Mammalia; Rodentia; Bathyergidae. The record is from RefSeq and is a predicted model, not a curated record.